This is a messenger RNA of Wyeomyia smithii (pitcher-plant mosquito), 1730 nucleotides long. RefSeq lists its product as uncharacterized. The record is from RefSeq and is a predicted model, not a curated record. The coding region runs from base 232 to 1482 and encodes 416 amino acids. The transcript is spliced from 3 exons. Lineage: Eukaryota; Metazoa; Arthropoda; Insecta; Diptera; Culicidae.
CAUUUCGAUCAGUAAGAAGAUUGGCAGAUUGUUUUUCUUCCAGCUUAGGGUGAAAAAAAAAUAUAUAAAAAAGUGUGACGAACACAGUGACGAUGAAAAUGGAAUCAAAAUUUAAUUUAUUUUCCCAGCGAAUUAAUUAAUAACCUGAUAGCACAUUGUUGGGGCAUCAAGCUGAGAGAGUUCCCGCCACCGCAAUAACCAGUUGCACGGUAUGCGGCAGUCUGCCUCGAGAUGCAACCCGACUCAGAGCAGCAACAGCACUUUGUAGCUCCCCGCUGGUUGAACGAUUCGUUUUUACAGCAAAUAAUUCGAGCCGCUCGGAACGAUCCUUCGGUGACGCUGUGUCACAGCUGUAAAUUUCAUCCGGGCAGCAAACCGGGACGAAACUAUGCCAGUGUGCUGUAUCGAACGACGGUGCAUUUUCGUUCCGGCCGGUCCCACCACCAAGUGGAGCAAGCAAUCAACCUGAUGCUGAAAACCGAAAAGCACAGCGUGGUGCUUCGCGAUCGAUCACUGUUCGAAACGGAGAUCCGCAUGUACCGGGAGGUACUGCCGGCGAUGGAACAGCUGCUAGGAAGCAUUGGUGCCUCGCUGGAUACGCCCAGAUUUUUCUACUCGUCGGAUCAUCCCCACGGAUUGAUAGUACUUCAGGAUCUGUUUCCCUCCGGAUGGAUAGAGAAGGAGCAAAUUCAUCAGCUUGAAGAUGCUCAUCCGAUUAUUCAAUCAAUUGCGAAGUUUCACGCUGCUUCCUGGGUAUUGAAUGACUCUGUUAAGUCUUUACAGUUGGCUAACAUCAGCAACGCCAUUAUGGAGAAGAACAUCGCAGGUCUCGGGGAGCUAUUCGGAACCUUGUUCAGCAUGUUUAUCGAGUCUGUCAGCAGUUGGGACGAAUAUCGUUCGCUCCGACCCAAGCUACGUACGUUGAAUGAACAGUUCGAGCACAGGAUGAAACAAAUCUACAGUGCAAAUGUCGCUACUCACGGUUCUGCUGGGUACAACGUUCUGAAUCACGGGGAUUUACACGCACGUAAUCUACUACACAAACUGGAAACACUGGAAGAUGGAUCGGAUCGGAUUACCCGUACUGCACUGAUCGACUUCCAGCAUUGCCACUGGGGUUCACCGGCUAUCGAUUUACUGUAUCUGCUGGAUUUGAUUAUCGAUCGAGAGCUGAAGUACACCCGAAGGGAUCGAAUCAUCCGCGAGUAUUACGAUAAUUUUGUGCUUCAUUUGAAACGCCUGGGUCAUCGUGGAUGGGUUCCAAGCCUACAGGAUUUGUUGGCGGAACUGGAUCGCCAUUCUUUUCUGGAGCUGGUGCAUGAUGCUAUUUUCGAACAAAUAAAACACGUUGAUUUGUCGAGAGGAAGCUGGGAGGACUUUCUCGCGGGUCGACUGCCAGGGGCUGGCUUUAACAAUAGCAGGUAUCGUGCCCUCGUUCGGAAGGAUUUAUCGGAUUUCUUGCGCCGAGGUGUGUUGGAAUAAUUCCAGUGCGGUGAAAUAUUAUGAAGCAAGAAAGGCACCGUUUCAGCACCGUUAGAACAAUCUUGAAAAUAAAGGCAAUUUUUCCUUUGCACUCUUCUUACCACGGUCAAUAUAAUUAUAAUUAAUUUUAUGCCCGCGAAAGUGCCAAUAUACGCAGUGAAUAAAUCAACAAAAUGGGAAAAGUCGACCCGUUUUGAUGCAGUAUUCUACCAUCAAGAGUUAUUGCACUGGUGGUAAAAAUAUGUAAA